Heteronotia binoei (common prickly gecko) is the source of this 893-nucleotide messenger RNA. It is a transcript of the gene FUT2, whose product is annotated as fucosyltransferase 2. The coding region runs from base 13 to 858 and encodes 281 amino acids. The record is from RefSeq and is a predicted model, not a curated record. NCBI's taxonomy places the organism in Eukaryota, Metazoa, Chordata, Lepidosauria, Squamata, Gekkonidae. Gene Ontology annotation, molecular function: galactoside 2-alpha-L-fucosyltransferase activity. Gene Ontology annotation, cellular component: membrane. Gene Ontology annotation, biological process: carbohydrate metabolic process. The transcript has a single exon.
ACAGACAGAGGAAUGUGGACAGUGAAUUCUAUUGGGCGUUUGGGGAAUCAGAUGGGAGAAUACGCCACCCUCUAUGCCUUAGCCAAACUUAAUGGGCAUCAAGCCUACAUCCUUCCAGCCAUGCACCAGUAUCUAGCAACAAUAUUCAAGAUUACUUUGCCAAUGAUCUCUUCUGAAAUGGUUGGCAAGAUCCAUUGGAGGAACUACAAUCUCCAUGACUGGAUGUUAGAGGAGUAUCGUCACAUCCAGGGCAAGUACGUGAAGCUAACAGGCUACCCUUGCUCAUUCACAUUUUAUCACCACAUCCGCCAUGAGAUACUUCAGGAGUUCACCUUCCAUGACUACAUCAAGGAGGACUCCAAUAAAUACCUUCUGCAGCUGCGGGGGUUGCGCAAGUCAGUAACAUAUGUUGGAGUGCAUGUCCGGAGAGGGGAUUAUGUUAAUGUGAUGCCCCAGGUCUGGAAAGGUGUAGUGGCUGACAAAAAGUACUUAGACAAAGCCAUGAAUUACUUCAGAGAGAAAUACCACGAUGCUGUCUUUGUGGUAGUUAGCAAUGGGAUGGCUUGGUGUAAAGAAAAAAUCGAUGCUUCCAAGGGAGAUGUUUACUUUGCUGGUGAUGGGCAGGAAUCAUCGCCAGGGAGAGAUUUUGCUCUUAUUGCUCAUUGCAACCAUACAAUAAUGACUAUUGGCACCUUUGGCAUCUGGGCUGCCUAUCUGGCCGGUGGAGAAACUAUUUACUUGGCCAACUACACCCUCCCAGACUCACCAUUCCUCAAUGUCUUUAAGCCAUCUGCAACCUUCUUGCCUGAAUGGAUUGGGAUCCCGGCUGACCUUUCACCUUUGCGACCCAAGUCAUAACUUAGGUUCUGAUUUGUACUUAAGUAGGUAAUAGU